GAAUAUUUAGCAGUCGCGCGCUUUACCCGAGCUCUUCGCUAAGCUAUUCUGGAAGCUUCUGGUUCCUUCCUUCAGAGUCUGGCGCUCGGAGGAGAGGGUCCGCUUGGCGGCGGCUGCUGACGGCGAACCAGUUUUCUCCUGAGGAGUCGCGAGGGAGCUUUUUACCUAUUUCAUCGUUAGCGUGAGGAAUUUGGAGUGUUUUUUCAAGCCUUUCCUCGUCUCGAUCUACUUUGCUCUAAAAUGGCAGUGACUAACAAAGCCGAGCUCUCCCCUCAGGGACCUCCGCGGAGCCAAGAAGUCCUGUUCGGGUUGUUUUUGUUUUUAUGCGUAAUAUUAACUCGCCACAAAGGCUACGUUAACCCUGAUUUAGCGCCCCCCCCGCAUGAGAUUAACGCUACCCCUGAUGGAGGUAUCGGGUCUCCCCCUCACUCGAAGACGCCGCAAGGCCUGGGAAUUCAGGGCGCGAUUUUCGGGGCCUUAAGAUGUUAUGGCAGGGGCGAGGUCAGCUUGCCCUGGCCUUCCCUUUGGCCAGCCCGGUCUACAAAAAUCGGCCGAAGCUGCUCGAGGAGUCCUCACCAAAUCAAUGGAAGUUGCAAGAAGAAAGAGAUUUCCAUAGUGCUUGAUGUAAUCGGGAGGACAUGUUCUAAAAUUUCUGAGAAGCAGAAAGUGAGCAAAAAGGCAGAUGAGAUGACAGGAUUCAUGGAUGACUUUACUCUGAGCUCUCCUAAAGGGAGAUCUCGGUUAUGUUCAAGAAGCAGCUGUAGCAGGCGAUCCUCCUCAAUAUCUUCUAGUAAUUCAUCUUACAGUUCAAGUUCUACUGCAAGUAUUUCAUCUUCUUCCACAAGCUGGAGUAGAUCAAGAAGCAGAUCAAGAUGACAUGCUAAAAGUAAUUGUUUCAGACCACACAAUUACGGAUACCAGGAAAGAUACCUUCUUAGAUAUUACAGAAGACAUCCUCAUUCACGGCCAAGGUAUUGAUCACGGAGCAGAUCUCCUAUUAGAUCAUACUAUCACAGGUCUUACUCCUCAGGUAGAUCAAGAAGCCGAGGAUACUAUAGGUUUGGAAGAACCAUAUGUUUGGAAACUUACAGAACAUGGGUAAACCAUUCCCAAACAAGAUCUCGCAGUAAAACCCCUCUUCGCUUGACAGAAAAAGAGAAAAGAGAACUACUUGAAAUAGCGAAAACUAAUGCAGCUAAAACCUUUGGGGAAGAAAUAGUCCUGCCAUCCAGUUUAAAAAUUGAUACUAAAUCCAGUGAAAAUGGAAAGCCAAAAGAGAACAACUUAGUUUUUAAGAAUAUAAUGCCAAGGCUACUGGCCCUGAAAUCAGCAAUUCUGCUUUCUAAAAAUCCUGGAGUAUCCCCAGGAAGAGAAAAAUGGCUCUGUUGGCCUGUGGAUCCUGUUAAGAAUGAGGAAAACGUCCCGUUUCAUAAUUUUUCACCUAAAAGUACAACUUUCAGAGCACGCUAAUAGUUCUUUUCUGGUUAAUAGCAUCUGAAAUAUUAUGAAAUUCAAAAUAUCUCAUUUUUGUGAUUUAAAUAUAGGUUACCUCAGAAUACAAGUAGGAUUUUUGACUGAAAUGGAUUGUCACAGAUAGGAAUAUUUUAGUUUAUAGUGUGUAAUACAUGUAACAUAAGAACAAAUGAAGGUUUCUCAUUUUAUAAUUUUAAGCACUUUAUAAACAGUGAUUUAUGGCUCUUGUUGGUAAUUCAAUUUACCUACGGUAUGUAGUUAAUAUUUCCCUUUAACAAAAAUACUACUUAUUGCAGUAAGUAUAAAGACAGCAAAAGAUGCAUUAGUGAAGUUCGAGUAUUUGCAUAUUAAUCCUUGCCUGUUAAGACUGCAUAAAUUACUGUCCUUGCACUUUUGUAAGAAACAUUUCUAAUAUGAAAUUUAAAGUUCUUAUUUAGCUGUAAAUAAGUUUGACACAAACAAAUAGGUCAUACUUUGAGCAGAAAAAGUUGGUCAGGGCAAGUUUAGGUAGUACUUAAUACGCUAUUGAUUAUUUUUUGACUUUCAUAGCUUGUGUAAAUACUGUGUUACAGCCAAAUAUUUUGAAUUGUAUAACAUUACAAUAAUCAAGAAAAAAUGGCAUUCAAAAUUAAUGAAGGAUGAAUUUAUACAAGUUGCAUAUUUUCUGCAAUUUUCAUAAAAAUCUGUAAUAGUAAAGAAUUUCAAGUAAACUUUUGAUUAUUCUGUGGAA
Molecule: messenger RNA, 2203 nt
Organism: Crotalus tigris (Tiger rattlesnake)
Lineage: Eukaryota; Metazoa; Chordata; Lepidosauria; Squamata; Viperidae
Gene: RSRP1
Product: arginine and serine rich protein 1
Source: RefSeq, a predicted model, not a curated record